AUUGUGGGCCCCUGGAAGCUCAGGCGUUCUAGCAUUUUAUAAGUCCUGUCUAAUUGGUUGGGUCUGAGACUGAAAUGGAUUUAAAGGCACGGUAGAUAGAAGCAGAUGUCAACUACAAAAGUAGGCCCAUUGAGAUGACCAUCGAGGAGUAUACUAACGAUGCGAAUGAUGUAACCUUUAUUUUAUAAAGGUCGUGUCAUUUAUGUUACAUCCAAUGUGCGCUUAGCUUUCACCGACGUUCCUAUAAUCAGACACGGUAUAAGGUAUAUGUAUGUUAAUGUUGAUACCGUCUAUCUACGUUAUGUUGAUCAGAGUAACAGAAUAACUUAACGUGCAACUUGUGAACAUUAUCUAAUCUGAUACUGUAAUACUAGAGCUCUACUUUACUGAUGCAAAAUGGCUGAAAACAGAAAACCAACUCGGCCAACGUCCAUUAUGAAGAAGGAUAUGGAAGAUCCUGGACCAGUAGUAGACCAAGGUAACCAACAAACUCGUCUUUGUCAGAGUGACUUGGAAGGAGAAAUUGCAGGACAUCGUGCUGUGUUUGUCGGUGUUCAUGUACCCCUAAAGACAAAAAACAGACAUAAACAUAAACAUCGGAAUAAAAAGAAGAGAGGAAAUGGGGAGGACCAUGAAGAUGGAAAUGGGAUCACAAUCCAGAUAGGUGGAGGGACUCCACCAACACAACACAGAGCAGGCAAUAAUAUAUGACUUAUCUUCUAGCUUACGAAGAAACACAGCUCCGCGGGCGCUGCAACAGGUAACGCAACAAUGAUUUUCACUCGAUCCAUGUGCUUGUGGCGUCAAGUAAAUACCUGUACAGAAAAACCCGGAAACCCGGGGUUCACAACUUUUUGAAAGAAGAGUGCUGAUUGGCUGUAGACACGCCGCUUGGACUUUUAUUUUAAUGCAAUACGAUUGUUCUACGCCUACGUUAACAUUUAUGUAAAUGAUUAUUAUGGUUAAAAAGAAAUUGUGGGUGUCAGUGUCUUAUUUUAUGGGGGAAAUAAUGAAAUGGUAGAUUAACGUUAGUUAGAUUUGAUAAAUAAAAUCCAUUCAUAAUUAGGGGGUUCAUUAAAUUACGAUAUGAGGGUGGUGUAUUCAGAGAUGAAUAAAUCAUGCGCCUAUCGAUAUGCCGACAACUUACGCAUUGGGCGGAUUUUUCUCACGGCUGCAGACAGGAAGUAUGAUUGCCGUGUGUCGGUGUAUUCAAAGCGCACUAUCUGCGUUUUGUAUUGUAGUAGAGAUUGCUAAUAGUGUACAGCAAACUGUCUAAGACCGAGUGAAUAAACUCCAGCACACGUCAAGCGAUUAAUUCUUGACAUGCGUGUGUUUUGUACAUUGAAUAGGAACUUUAUUUAUGACAACAAUGACAUGAUUUUACAUUCGUAAAAUCAGGAAUUCGUAAAAUCGGGGUGCGUAAAUGAGGGGUUCUACUGUAUAUCAAUGUGAUAUUACAUCACGAUGUCCAUAUAUGGAUGUGAUAUGACUUUAUCAUGUCCAUAUAUAGAUAUGAUAUGACAUGUCCAUAUAUGGGUGUGAUAAAUAAUAAUAAGAAUAAGUAAGAUCUGUAUAGCGCUCGUAUCCAUUUUUUAAAGAAAUGUUUAAAGGCGCAUUGCGAAAAUAAACAGUGGAAAAAGAAAAAUAAGCCAGUAAAUAUCUUACAAACCAACAAGAAGCAGAGGAACCAGCAUUACUGCUGGUUCAUGACUCAUAAUGAUAUGAUAUCAUCAUGAUAUCAUGUCCAUAUAUGGGUAUGAUAUGACAUUAUCAUGGGGAAAAUCUAUGUUAUAGUGUGGAUAGAGCUCUCAAAGAAUGGUUGCUGUGGGAAUUGAACCAGUGAUCUUCAGAGUACUCUUGAGUCGAUAAACCACCGUGGUUGACAAUGGUAGUUCCUAGCAGCAAAUCUAGCUAUCUUUGCUUAGAAGACUCAGAUAGAUUCUUGUAUCAUGUCCAAUCAAAAAAGGAAAACUAUACUGUAAUGUAGACCUGAAUUAAUUUAUGUCAACUCAUGAUAGAUCCGCUUUAUAAGAAUGGAUGACUUUAAAAAUGUCAAUCCUGUGACAAUUUUUGCAAGUCAUUAAAUUAGUCAAUCAUCAAUAAAGAAUUCUUUUAUAAAAUACAAAUGAAAAGCGUAGAAAUAUUGCAGAGUAAUGUAAAGACAUAAAAGCCUCACUUGCACUACUAAACAUUUCUGUGGUAAACUAUGGAAAUACACAAUGUUAAAAGACAAAUCUAAAAUUGACCCAUUUCAUUUUCAAGUUGAAGGAUUUCUAAAAACAUUGCAAUCAAAACUUUUUGGCGAUUGCAAACACAAUCCUUGUAAUAUUAUGGAAGUUUUACUGGCUUCAGGGUGGUAUGUUUGAUUUUUACACUGGCAUGCAUAUAGCCCAAGGGGUGCAUUUUUAACAAGAGGACCCAUUGUUUCAAGGCAUCCAUGCUGUAAACAGAUUAAAAUGCUGGACAGAUUAGCCAGACUUUACUAAACAUAAGAGAAAAAAAUAUUUACUGUACUAGUAUAAGAAAACAUCUCAUUUUGAAUCUCACAAAUCAUUCACUGAAGUUCUGAGGCUCGUUUUUGGGAUGUUUAUUGCUCUGAUUGUUGUCUCAAUAAAAUUAAUUAAUUAAUUACAUUAAGCUCUGUCCAGACUCAAAUUUUCUUUGACAAAAAACUUUUGUAUGCACAUAUAGUCAUGAUGUGAUG
Molecule: messenger RNA, 2704 nt
Organism: Anneissia japonica
Lineage: Eukaryota; Metazoa; Echinodermata; Crinoidea; Comatulida; Comatulidae
Product: sodium bicarbonate cotransporter 3-like
Exons: 5
Coding region: 397-711 (104 amino acids)
Source: RefSeq, a predicted model, not a curated record